AUGUCCCUCUCCGCGGGGGUCCCCAUCACAUAUCCCUGCCCAGAGGGGUCCCCGCUCCCACACCCCUGCUCUGGUGUCGUUGUCCUGUGCCCCUGUCCGGGAAGGGUCCCUGUCCCACAUCCCUGCCCGGGUGUUCCCAUUCCACGACCCUGCCCCGGUGUAGCUGUUUCUGCAUCCCUACCCAGGGAUGUACCCAUCCCGCAUCCCUGCCCGGAGGGGUCCCUGUCCCGCGUCCCUGCCCGGAGGGGUCCCUGUCCCGCGUCCCUGCCCGGCUGUCCCCGCUCCCGCAUCCCCGCCCAGGUCCCCCCGCUCUCCGCGCAGCCCCGUGGCCGUUCGGGCGGCGCUGCCAGCCCGGUACCCGAGCACGUCCCGCUGCCCCGCGCUCACCUCUGCUCCCAGGAGGGAGAGCUCCCGGCUCCUCGCUCGCUGCCCGGGGCGGCGGAGCCCGAGGCGGGAGGCGCUGGGGGGGAGAGGAGAGGGGCGGCCCCGCCCCAGGCUGUGUCCCCACCCCGGGGCGCCGGCAGCGCCCAGGCGGGUGCGAAGCGGCUGCCCCCACGCCAAAAGCCGCGGGCGGGCGCGGUGGGGGGGGGGGGGCAGAGUGCGAGCGGCCGGCUCUGAGCUCCGCGGGGGGGCGCGGGGAUGGCGGGCAGGGGCUGCCCGGGCCGCCGGGCGCCGCCGCCGCCGCUGCUGCUGCUGCUGCUGCUCGCCCUGCUCUGGCCGCGCCGCGCCGCCGCCGAGAGCUGUGUAUGCAAAGGAAAAAGUCCCUGCUUUUGCGAUGGCAUGAAAGGUAAUAAGGGUGAAAAAGGCUUUCCUGGUUACCCAGGUCCACCUGGUCAUAGAGGCUUUCCUGGUCCAGAAGGGCCUCCAGGGCCCCAGGGACCAAAGGGUUCUCCAGGGCUUACGGGCUUAGUUGGACCCAAAGGUAUACGAGGCUUACCAGGAAUACCUGGAUUUUCAGGUCCCCCAGGCCUUCCAGGUGAACCGGGAGCUGCUGGUCCUCCUGGGCGUUCAGGUGUUCCAGGAUGCAAUGGCACAAAGGGUGAUCAAGGUUUUCCAGGUCCUCCAGGUAGAAGAGGUGCUCCAGGUGUUCCAGGUAUUGCUGGCAUCAAAGGAGAGAAGGGGGAGCCUGCAGAUGGAUAUUACCAAGAGUAUGGUGCAAAGGGUGAUCCUGGAUUGCCAGGAACACCUGGACUUCAGGGUGCCCAGGGUCCCCAGGGAUAUCCCGGGGAACUCGGACCACACGGCCCCCCAGGAGCUUCAGGCUUGCCAGGGAAUGCAGGACCUCCUGGACCUAAGGGUCUUAUGGGAUUGAAAGUAAUAGGAGCCAAAGGAAGAAAGGGUGAUACUGGCUUAACUGGACCCCCUGGACCACCAGGAACUGUUAUUGUGACGUUAAGUGGACCAGACAACAUGACGGAGUUGAAAGGAGAGAAAGGAGAAAAAGGAUCAAGAGGACUUCCAGGGCCAAUGGGCUUUACAGGGCCAGUUGGUGAUUCUCAAAGUGAAAAGGGUGACCAAGGAGAACCUGGAGCACAGGGCAAACCUGGCAAUGAAGGUGCCCCAGGCCCACCUGGCUUACCGGGACAAAGGGGUGAACAGGGCAAACCAGGACUGCCAGGCAGGCAAGGACCUAAGGGGAUGAAGGGAAACACUGGUCCACCUGGAGCUUGUGGUCGAACAGAGUAUUAUGAUAUUGUGGUUGGUGAAAAAGGAGAUGAAGGUCCCCCUGGACCUCCAGGACCAAAAGGUCAACGAGGCAUGCCUGGGCCGCAGGGUCCUCCUGGAGGUGCUGGUAGACCAGGUGUUUCAAGACCUGGUCUUAGAGGUCCCCCAGGAUUUCCUGGCCUGAAAGGAACAAAAGGAGAGAAAGGACAAACUGGCUUGUGUAUUGUAGGCCCUCCAGGAUUACCUGGUAUUAUUGGCAAACCUGGUUCUGUUGGAUUACCAGGUCCUCCAGGAGAACCAGGUGGAGUAACGUUUAGAACAGGCCUACCAGGACUUCCUGGAGAGCCAGGGUCUGCUGGACCUCCAGGACCUCCGGGAGAUAUUGGCAUUAAAGGUGAUGAAGCUGGCGUGUGUACUGAUUGCAGCUAUAUCCCAGGAAUACCUGGUCUUCCUGGUUCUCCUGGGCCACAUGGCCAAGAUGGGAUGCCUGGUAGAGAAGGAACGACAGGUCCAAAAGGGUCUCCAGGUUCUCCAGGAGCACCAGGGUUUCCAGGAGCUCAAGGACCUCCUGGUUUUAGAGGAGACCAAGGACGUAAAGGAUCAAAAGGUGAGCCAGGAUAUGUGUAUCCAGAAGGGCCAAAAGGUGAGCGAGGAGAUCCAGGGGCCAGAGGAGACAGAGGAAGAAAAGGUUCGAGUGGAUUUCUGGGAAGACCUGGCUCUAAAGGAUCCAAGGGUUUUAAAGGUGAAAAGGGAUCAGCUGGUUCAAAAGGAGACAGGGGACUACCUGGAUUGCCUGGCAGUCUUGGUCUACCUGGAGAGAUGGGGCUUCCUGGACUGCCAGGGUAUGGACUACCAGGCGUAAGAGGUUUCAAAGGCUCUAAAGGAAUACCUGGUCCACCUGGAUUACCUGGAGAAGCUGGUUUGAAAGGAGAGACCAGCAGGAUAACUCCACCACCUCCAUUACCAGGGCCUCAAGGACCAGAUGGUUUACCUGGACCCCCAGGAGUGCCUGGUAGUGUUGGAGCGACAGGUCCGCCAGGUGAUUCAGGACAUCCAGGGCCAACAGGUGACACAGGUUUUCCAGGGCUUGGAUUUCCUGGAAAUCCAGGUCCAAAAGGAGACAAAGGUUCUGCAGGAGGCAGAGGGUCACCAGGCUGUGAAGGAAAGAUUGGAGAUCCAGGCCGAGCUGGAAAUCUAGGACAACAAGGAGAAAAGGGUGACCCAGGCAUAGUUAUUCCUGGAGAGCCAGGUCGACUGGGUUCACCAGGAGGUCGUGGCUUUCCUGGCUCAAAAGGUGAUGCUGGAUUUCCAGGACUUCCAGGCCUACCAGGGCAUGCUGGACAUGAUGGUGAUGACGGUCCAAGAGGAGAUCGUGGCUUACCUGGAGUUCCUGGAGAUCCAGGUUUUCCAGGGAAACCUGCUGAAUGUCUUAUUGGCCUGCCAGGUUUGCCAGGUGGCCAGGGAGCUACCGGUCCCCCAGGAGGAAGAGGUUUGCAAGGUUCCAAAGGAGAACUAGGUCCUCCUGGCAUGAGUUUCCCAGGAAUCUAUGGAAUGCCUGGGGAACAUGGAUUAAUAGGUCUUCAGGGAAAUACAGGAUUACCUGGACCCACGGGGCAGUCUGGAAGGCCGGGAAUCCCUGGUGUGACAGGCUCACGGGGAGAGCCAGGUAUGAUGGGCUUUUUAGGAUUUCCUGGACACCCUGGUGUGAUUGGGAGACCAGGCAGCCCGGGUAUCAGAGGUUCUCCUGGCUUCCCAGGACUAAAGGGAAGAAAGGGUUUUCUUGGAGCAAAAGGUGAACCAGGUGAUAAAGGUUUUCCUGGACCAUCAGAGACGUUGGUUGGUCUUGGUACUAAAGGAGAACCAGGCUUAAACGGUGUUCAAGGAAGAAAGGGUCUCAAGGGAGCGAAAGGAGAUGCUGGUGUGCAAGGUCCCCCAGGUCUUGAUGGGUCUGAAGGAAUAUCAGGUCUACCAGGUGUCAAAGGAUUUAUGGGUCUUCCAGGGAUUCCUGGAGGACAAGGAUUCCCAGGAGCACCAGGAAACAAAGGGGACAUGGGGGUUCCAGGUCCUAAAGGACAGAAAGGAUCACCAGGCUUUCCAGGGCCAUCAGGUGACCCUGGUCCACUGGGCUAUGGCGGCUUUCCAGGUGACAAAGGAGACCCUGGGUACCCAUCUGUGGGGCCUCCAGGAGAACCCGGUCCAAAGGGAGAUCCAGGCCCCCCGGGAGUUUUGGGCAGAAAAGGAGAAAAAGGAUCUCAAGGUCAUCCAGGAGAGAAAGGGGUAGCAGGACCCCAUGGGAUCCGAGGGGAGACUGGGGGUGCAGGAAUACCAGGAAAGCUUGGACCUCCUGGAGGUGUUGGUGCGAAAGGAUUGCCUGGCUGCCCAGGACAACAGGGCGUUGCAGGCCCUCCCGGUGCUGUUGGAGAGCCUGGAAAAAAUGGACUUGUUGGUGAAAGAGGUAGUAAAGGUCGGGAUGGUAUGCCUGGUCCCCCAGGAGGAAAGGGAGAACCAGGAGCACCAGGGAGAGGAAUCCCUGGCCUUCGAGGUAUUCCUGGUCGUAAAGGAAUCAAAGGCAACAUGGGACUGCCUGGUUUUCCUGGGCCACCAGGUAUGAAAGGUCAUCAGGGCGAUCAAGGACCUGUUGGACCUCCUGGCUUGAUGGGGCCGCCUGGGUUUCAAGGAACAACAGGCAUGGCAAUUCCUGGCCAAAAAGGGAAUAGAGGUAUUGCUGGUGCAGAUGGAAGACCAGGUGCUCCUGGUUUUCCAGGGCUUCCUGGUCUUCCCACUCCCAGCAUGAAAGGAAGCAAAGGUGCUAGAGGGGCAGAUGGCAUCCCAGGGCCAACAGGCCCAGCCGGCAACAUAGGUCCUCCUGGUCCAAAAGGAACAGAAGGUCGGGCAGGUUAUCCUGGUGAUAGAGGGGACUCUGGAUUUCGUGGAUUCCCUGGUGUGAAAGGAGAAAAGGGUAAUCAAGGACCCCCUGGACCAUAUGGUGCAGAAGGGCCAAGGGGGCCAAAGGGCCAUCAAGGUCCACCUGGAGUCCCUGGAAAAAUAUUCUCCAUCCGAGGAAGCAAGGGUCCCCCUGGACUGCCAGGAAUUCCAGGAACGCCAGGUGACCAAGGAAUUCAAGGGCUUCCUGGACUACAAGGACCUAAAGGAGUAAAAGGUCUACCAGGAAGUUUUGGUCAUCCAGGUCAACCAGGACUGCCUGGUCCAAAAGGAGACAGAGGGUUUCCAGGACCGAGAGGACAACCUGGAUUGAUUGGCUUUCCAGGUCUACAAGGGUUACCUGGAUUACCAGGUGCCAUUAUUGCUAGUCCACCAAGAAGAGGUUUUAUCUUUACUCGGCAUAGUCAAUCAACAAAGAUUCCUUCAUGCCCACAUGGGACAUCGCAGAUCUAUGUUGGCUAUUCGCUGCUUUUUGUACAAGGAAAUGAACGAGCGCACGGACAAGAUCUUGGGACAGCUGGUAGCUGCUUGCAGAGAUUUAGCACCAUGCCAUUCUUAUUCUGUAACACCAAUGAUGUUUGUAGUUUUGCUUCUCGCAAUGAUUAUUCAUACUGGCUGUCAGCUGCAGCAGUAAUGCCAGUAGACAUGGCACCGAUUUCUGGCAGGGCACUAGAGACCCAUAUUAGCAGGUGUGUGGUCUGUGAAGGAGCUGCAAUGGUAAUAGCAGUUCACAGCCAAACAACGGUGCUUCCUGCAUGUCCAGAAGGCUGGAUGUCUCUCUGGAAGGGUUUUUCUUUUGUUAUGUAUACAAGUGCCGGCUCGGAAGCUUCUGGCCAAGCUUUGGCAUCUCCUGGAUCGUGUUUGGAAGAAUUUCGAGCCAUCCCAUUCAUAGAAUGCCACGGCAGGGGGACGUGCAACUACUACACAAAUUCCUACAGCUUCUGGUUGGCAUCGUUAAAUCCAAGAAGAAUGUUCAGGAGACCUGUGCCACAGACUUUGAAAGCAGGAGAACUAGAAAACAUCAUCAGCCGUUGUCAGGUCUGUAUGAAGAGACCAGUCUAAACAGUGGCCACUCUUAAUGGAACAUGAAACUCUGCUUUGAUUACAAAGAAUUGCCUGACUCUGAAGAGCUAUAAUUUAUUACAGUCCAACUGCACCUGGAAAGAAAAUUAGAAAUGGCCCGUGCAGCAGUGUGGUGAGGUAGGGCAACAGUUUGUUUGCCUUUGGCAAAUGCAAAGCACUUUGUUGGAGAAAGCUUGCAGUGGCCGCCUGUGGAGGCUUCUCCUGAACUGUCAUUUCUGAGCUGCAUCUUCAUGAUAAAACUAUAGCAUUGCCAGAUCUUCAGUGGAAGAUGUUAACGCUGCCUUGUGCCAUGUGCUUUUCAAACUGCGAGACUAAUAUCAGCUUACAUAUGUUCAGUGUUCAAAGUGGAUAUAAUUUAAGAAGAAAAUCUGGCACUUACAAGAAACAGGGUUCACUAGGAGGUAUUUUCAGUGCACUUUUAAAUAUAUAUUGAUUCAUUUAGGGUUGUUUUGGUUUGGUUUUUCUUGUCUAAUAAACACUUAAGUAUCUCGCCGUUUACCUUACCCUUCCUCUGGCUGGCAAACAGAAAUACAAUCUUUCUUUGUAUCACUGUAAUCGGAAUGGUUCUUGACCAGCCAGAAAGGGACACGCAUCAGCUGUGUUCUCCAGAGUGACUGUGGCGAAGGGCCGACUAAUUGAAAGUGUUGGAAAGUUCUUACCAGAUUCCAUGGCGUUUAGCACAGACCAUGAAAUAUUUUUAAUUCUUCAGAAUUGGACAGUAUUGGGCCUUUAUUAUGAUCACACGCUUUGGAAUCUAUUGAAGGACAACUAUUUGGCAUAUCAGAAAUUGGUAUUUAGAUGGAAUUAGGAAUUGCUAUAUGGCUCAAGGGCUCCCAUGGCAUUAUCAGGUUAUCGCACACCUAUCAGUAUGUGGUUUCUUUCUAUCUUAUUUGUAUUAGAUAACAAAAAAUAUAGUAUUCACACUUUAUAUUAUUUCUUAUUUAAAUAUUUAUCACACACUUCUGCAAGUGAAACCAUUUAUUCCAUCCGGUUAAAAGCAUGCAUCCAAAAUUUUAAGACAGAUAUUUAAAUUGUACCAUCUGAGCACUGAUUUAUCCAAGAGAAUCCAACUGCAAACAAACAUAAAUACUUGAAAAGCACUUUCAUUUACUCAUACAACUUAUAUAAAAUUGUAGCUCUGAGGUGUUUGUUUUUUUAAUAUUUAUAACAUUGCACUUGCAAGUCUAUUUAAAAUGGUAAUGUUAACAUUUAAAGUGUUAAACUUUGUCAUACUUGCACAUUCUAUCAGAAUUGCAGUAUUUAGCGUUACAGAAGAGGCCUCAUUCAUCUGAAUAGUUCUGUAAAGGCAUCAUUUUAAAUGUAGGGUCUAGCAAUUCAUUGAAAUAACCAAGAUUUCUCAUUUAGCUGUUUUUUAAGCCAGUGAAAUUUUAUAUUGUUUCUGUUAAAAUACUUGCAUUGUGUUUGUCUGACUGUUUGAAUUUUCAGUGUUAACCUUACUAAGAAAAAGUUUCAUCUGUGUUUCAUGCUAGCACCUUCUGGUGGAGCGUAUGUGAAGAGACCAUUUACAUGAACUGAACGUGUGUUUUAAGAUUACUGUUUGCUUUAACGGUCACAGCAUUUCUGUUUGCAAGGUGUAAUUGUGAAUUUGCAGGGUUUUAUGAAGGAAGUCUAUGCAGAUGCACUACUGAUAAGAAGGUGUUAAUAUCAAAUUAGUAUUUAGUCUUCCAUUUGAGCCAAGUUUGGGGAUGGGAGUGUUUUCCUUAAGAUCACAUAUUAGAUUUUUCCAUAAACUCUGAAGUUUUCUUUAAAUGUUCGAAGAUAAAAUCCACAUCUGUAGCUUGUUCGGUUGUUGGUUUGGGGGUUUUGGUUUGGUUCCCAUUAGGGCUCAUUACAGCCACCCAAUUGCACUGUAUAUUCCAUACAAUGGAUGGAAGGCUGUGGAGACCCUCAUGUAACACCUACUGGUAUAACAUAGAAUGUAAGUACGUGGGGCCGAAGUCUGCUGGAAAUGCUCAGUACAGGAUAAUGUAUAAGGAGAAGGGAAUAGAUUGUGGUUUUAAAGACCAAAGGUAAGUUACAAAGAGUUAUGGCUCAUAGCAUAGCACAUAACUGGAAGUUGUGCCUCAUUCCUGUUUUGGAUUCUGCUGCUCACUGACUGUGUGGCCUUCACCAAGUUACUAAAGAAGGAUUCUCAUAAAUAGCUUUAGAUUUUGAGUGUUGAAACUCAGUCUGUCUUUCAAAAGCACGAAACAGAACUGCAGGGAUGCAGAUGUUCAUCAAGCCCAGCAUAAUACAAGCUGGAAACUGAAACUCAAAUAAAACCUUGAAAAAAAGUUGAUUUUAAGCUUUCUGCAGAAUCCGAUCAUUUUACUUCUCUACUGCUAAUGAUUGUUGUGAAGAUUAGUUAACUCCUGUCUGUAAAUGCUUGGAGAGCCUUACCUGGAAAUGCUGCAGAGGUGCGAGGUGUUCAUCUAUUGUACUGAAAGAAUGGGAGCAUGAGAAAUCGGAACUAAUGAACAAACAAAGGGGGGAGAGGAGGAAAGCAAACCUGCUGCUAAAUACAGCCAAAUAAAAAUAUUUUGACUAAAUACAAGACCCAUUUUGCUUGGUUUUUUGUUCCUCCCAGUGCUGAUGAUCUUUUCCACUCUCUAUGCAUAAUAUUACUUACAGUAAAAAAAAGUCUUUCAAUUAGAAGAUCGUAGGAGAAGUUUGUCCUCAGAGAGAUGCUUGCUGUCUUGGACAACACUCUAGCGCAUCCUUGUAGAUACCCAAGCUGGAUCUCUGGGUGCCACCUUUCUUUCUAGACAUAUUUCUAUGUCAGAUCCUGUGACGGGCUGGUGACAGACAGUGGUUUUGAUUUGGAACAGCUCAGCCACAUUAUCCUCUUCUACUGCCUUCAUUCAUAUUUCCUGCUGGAUUCGAUUGCGUGAAGCGCA
Messenger RNA from Cuculus canorus (common cuckoo), 8588 nucleotides. It is a transcript of the gene COL4A3, whose product is annotated as collagen type IV alpha 3 chain. NCBI's taxonomy places the organism in Eukaryota, Metazoa, Chordata, Aves, Cuculiformes, Cuculidae. The record is from RefSeq and is a predicted model, not a curated record. Gene Ontology annotation, cellular component: collagen trimer; basement membrane. Gene Ontology annotation, molecular function: extracellular matrix structural constituent.